UCACAUCCGUCAUCAGGUGUGCGCACUCCUUCUAUCCUCUUGUCGGAUCCUCUGAGCGACCUCCAGCUGGCGGCGGGCCGCUGUGAACCCCAGUCCACCCAGCCGUACUGGCCCUGUGCGUCACAAACAGGAAGCCGAAGUAUUUCUGAGCGGUCAGUCCAGGGACGUAAAUAAACCCCUCUGAGCAGAAUUCCGCACCACUGCACACCCGAGGGGAGGCCUUCAAGGUGUACACGUUUGAAUGGAUUGACCAGAUCGGGGGCCUGGCUCCGCCUUCUCCGGUGUGCGUCUGCAAGGCUUUAAGGCUUACGGCGGUGUCUGCCUGACCCAAGGAAGAAAUAGCGGGAGACGUUUGCUUGCGUAGGUAAUGGCCUGAUUCACAUUUUUACGGGAUGGAGAAGCAAUCCCUAAUUUGUAAGAACCCUUUAAUGGAGCGCUUGGUUAAGUCCUCCUGGUGUUCUAUUUGCCUUAAACCGUCCUCCACGCAAGAGUGCAACGAACUGGAGGCUAGACCAUUUCUCACCAUGAAUUUUCUUAUGUUCCCAGUUCACUUGUUCUAUAUAACAUGCCUUCGUACGCACUCGCCGCAUGCAAACAGGCGAUUAGUCAUUCCGUGCCCAAGAGAGGGUAAUAAUUUAAUCCAGAUAAUCUGUGUUAAAGGCUAACAGCUGGGCGCUCUUACAACAACCGCAAACAGUGGCCUGCAGACUCUGCUCCACAUGAGGUGGCCGUUAGCACCCCCAGCAUCACAUCUCUGAAGAGGCCAGAUACUGAGAGAAACGGGGAUUUGCAUUUUUUCUCACCUAGAGCUGUUUUUCUCACUCUCCCUUGCAAUCUCUCAUCCCAAUCUGUUGGCGUACUUGUGCAAAAGCUGUUUCAUUAGCAGAAAUUCACCUUUUUCGAAUUUGAUUGGAGCCUUGGUGGACGGGCAACCUCUGUUUUUUUCUCACUUGCUAUACUUUUUACAGCCAUUUUAAUAAUAACGCUGAAAGAAGGGCUCAAAGCCCUUUGAUCCGACCCGAGUUUUUUGGAGUGGAAAAAGCAAUGAAAUUCUCUCCUUAGUGCUUUUAACUAUCAUCCAUUAACCAUGAUUCACCUGUGUGUACACAGUAGCCCCACCUAAAUUAAAGUUCCGCCCGUUUUGCAUCAGCUGACACCGUAAAAACAAAGCUGUUCCGGCCUCAUCCUGCUCAAGCAUGAGCUAUGAGGAUCCCAAAUCAGCGCCCGACCACGAGGAGGAGUCGGACGGGUUGAGCUCUCCGACAAGCGGCGCGGCCGGUGCCGACGCCGCCGCCGCCGCCCAGGAGCGGGAAAGGGGCGCCAACUCGGACGACAUGGACGGACUCUCCAGCGGGAACGACUCCGGGGAGCGGGAGAGCGAAGGCGGGAUGGACCGGGACGGCGGGUCGCACGGGCGCCAGUCCGUGCGCAGCAGCUCCCACAGCUCGUCCAACGGCAAGGACUCCGGCAUGAUGCUGGAAGCCGCGGGGAGCAACAAGAGUAGCUCCAACUCCCAGAGCCUCUCGCCUCCCAGCAGCUCGCUGGCCUACAGCCUGCUGUCGACCAGCUCGGAGCACGACCCCCCCUCCACCUCCGGCUGCAGCAGCAACCAGUCGGCGCGGGCCCAGACCCAGAAAGACCUGAUGAAGGCCAUCAAGGAGCUGAAGCUCCGUCUGCCCACCGAGCGCAAGGCCAAGGGUCACACCAGCACUCUAAACGCCCUCAAGUACGCACUGCAGUGUGUCAAACAAGUCCGAGCCAACAAGGAGUACUACCAUCAGUGGAGUGUGGAGGAGUGUCACGGCUGCAGCCUGGACUUGUCUGCCUUCACCAUUGAGGAGCUCGACAACAUCACUUCUGAAUACACCCUCAAAAACACUGACACUUUCUCGAUGGGCGUGUCGUUCUUGUCCGGAAAGGUGGUGUACGUGUCCCCCCACGGCUCCUCCCUGCUGCGCUGCAAGCCAGAGCGUCUCCAAGGCACCAUGUUUUCGGAGCUUUUGGCGCCGCAGGACGUCAGCACUUUCUACAGCGGCACGGCGCCCUGCCGCCUGCCCAACUGGGCCUCCUGCAUCGGAUUCGCUUCUCCACCGGCCGACUGCACCCAGGAGAAAUCCAUGUUCUGCCGGAUCAGCGCCGACCAGGCGCAGGCCGGCGAGAUGCGCUACUACCCUUUCCGCCUCACGCCCUACCAGCUGACCAUCAGAGACUCGGACGAGGCUGAGCCACAGCCCUGCUGCUUGCUCAUCGCAGAGAGGGUUCACUCUGGAUACGAAGCUCCUCGUAUCCCUCCAGAGAAGCGGAUCUUCACCACCAGUCACACUCCCAGCUGCCUCUUCCAGGAAGUUGAUGAGAGGGCGGUGCCGUUGUUGGGCUAUCUGCCCCAGGACUUGGUGGGCACCCCCACCCUCCUCUACAUCCACCCCGAAGACAGGCCCUUAAUGGUGGCUAUACACGAGAAGAUCUUUCAGUUUGCCGGGCAGCCGUUCGACCACACGCCCCUGAGGAUGUGCGCCCGCAACGGGGAGUACCUGACCAUCGACACCAGCUGGUCUUCCUUCGUCAACCCCUGGAGCCGGAAGGUGGCGUUUAUCGUCGGGCGCCACAAAGUCAGAACGGGCCCUCUGAACGAGGACGUGUUCACCACGGCGCCGUGCUGCGAGACCCGGGCCACCACGCCGGACGUCGUGCGGCUGAGUGAGAGGAUCCACCGGCUCCUGGCGCAGCCGGUGCACAGCGGCAGCUCGCAGGGCUACAGCUCCCUCGGGUCCAGCGGCUCGCGGGCCUCGCGGCGCUCGCACCAUCAGCGCCUCUGCGCCUCGGGCGCCUCGUCCAGCGACGCCAGCGGCCCCGCCGCCGCCGCUGUCGUUUCCCAGAAACCUAUGACCUUCCAGCAGAUCUGUAAAGACGUCCACAUGGUCAAGACCAACGGACAGCAGGUGUUCAUCGAGUCCCGCAACCGCCCUCAGCCUAGAAAAGCUACAAGCACAGGCCUGCGAGCGAUCAGCAGCGACCCAAUCAGAAGUUUGAUAGCAGACAUGACGAAACCCCCCGCGCCUUUGGUCCCGGCUGCGCUUCUACCGCCGAAGGACCCCCCCACCGGGUUCUCCUACCAGCAGAUCAACUGCCUGGACAGCAUCAUCAGGUACUUGGACAGCUGCAACAUUCCCAACACUGUUAAAAGGAAGUGUUGCUCCUCCACGUCUGACGAGGACAAACAGCUGGAGGCCGGCAGCAGCACAGGUGGUUCAGUUAACCUUGUAAGUGAACCACCUCCUCUGCCUCCCCUGACCAUGGCCACAAAGGCAGAGAGUGUAGUCUCAGUCACGUCGCAGUGUAGCUUCAGCAGCACCAUCGUGCAUGUGGGAGACAAGAAGCCUCCUGAGUCAGACAUCAACAUGGCGGAGGCUCCUCCUACAACUGCGCCAGCUCCGCCCGCAACAACACUCCUCGCCAUCAAGGCAAUCACCUUCCCUCCUUUACCUCCUCAAGCUGCUCAGCCCGCGAGGGACAGCCGUGGCAGUAUGGGAGGAGGAGGAGGAGGAGGAGGAGGAGGCCGCAUGGGUCUGACCAAGGAGGUGCUGUCCGCCCACACCCAGCAGGAGGAGCAGGCGUUCCUCGACCACUUCAAGGACCUCAGCAAGCUGCGCGUUUUCGAUCAGGCGGCGUCUCAGGCCCCGGCCGCCAACCCCCUGUCCCGAGGAGCGCGCUGUUCUCGGGAUUACCCCCCCGCGGGAAGCGGCGCCAGUCACCGGCGGGGCGGCAAAAGACUCAAGCACCAGGAGUCCUCCGACCGGCAGAGCUCCCUGGGUCUGGACCCGAGGGCCGGCGCGGCUCCCGGGCCCCUCAGCGUCCCCAUCGGACCCCCGACCCACAACUCCCCCUCCUGGCCGUCUGUGGGCUCUCAGGCCGGCAUUCCCGCCGCCCCCUUUGCUCCUGGCGUGCUCCCGAUCUACCCCGUCUACCCGCCGCUCGCCCAGCCCCUGCCGGACGCGUCGCCUUUCCCCCCCGCCCAGAUGGUGCCUCCCAUGGUGGCCCUGGUCCUUCCCAACUACAUCUUCCCCCAGAUGGGGGUGCCCAUCGCUCAGCCGGGCCCCGUCCCGGGGCACUUCUUCAAUCCGAACUUCGCGUACCCGGCCGCCACCCACGGGGGCGUCUCCGGCGUAGUGUCGAACUCCGCAGCGCUUCAGGCCGCCUGCGCCGCGUCCCGCAGCAGCACGCCGCAGUCCUGCAGCCACACGCCUGCUGAGCGAGAGGGCGCAGAGUCCCCCCUCUUCCAGUCCAGAUGCUCGUCGCCGCUCAACCUCCUGCAGCUGGAAGAAACGCCCAGCAACCGCUUGGAGGUCCCCGCGGCGCUGGCGGCGGCGGCGGCACAGCAAGCCACGCCCUGUGUGCAAGGCGGUGCGGCCGGGGUGCAGAGCUCGGCCAAUCAGAGGAGCUCUGACGAUAGCUCCAAGGAGAACGGUGAUGAUGCCAUGUCCACCUCCAGCGACCUGCUGGACAUGUUGCUACAGGAAGACGCCCGCUCCGGCACCGGCUCCGCUGCCUCCGGGUCAGGGUCGUCGGGCACGAGGUCCUCUGGUUCAGGCUCCGGCUCCAACGGCUGCAGCUCCUUUGGCACCAGUGGCAUGAGCAGCAGCCAGGGCAGCCACACCAGCAAGUACUUUGGCAGUAUCGACUCGUCCGAGAACGACCAUUCCCGCAAGCAGCCUGCAGGGGGCAGCAGCAGUGCCGGAGGAGAUGGCGGCGAGGAGCAGUUCAUCAAGUGUGUCCUGCAGGACCCCAUCUGGCUGCUGAUGGCCAACACCGACGACAAGGUCAUGAUGACCUAUCAGCUGCCCGUCAGAGACAUGGAGACGGUGCUGCGAGAGGACCGCGAGGCCCUGAGGAGCAUGCAGAAGCACCAGCCUCGCUUCUCCGAGGACCAGAAGAGGGAGCUGAGCCAGGUGCACCCGUGGAUCCGCACGGGGCGCCUGCCGCGGGCCAUCAACGUCUCUGGCUGUGCUGGCUGCAAGUCUCCGCCCUGCUCGCCCGCCGCCACCGCCGCCGCGCCGUUCGACGUGGAGAUCCACGAGAUGGAGCUGGGCGGCGUGCUCAAGGACCGCGAGGCGAACCGGUCGGAGACACCCAUGGAGGGAGGUCACCCGGAGGACGAGGAGCAGGACGGCGGCGGAGCACAGGACGGCAACCAAGAGAUGGCGGCGGCGGAGGAGCACGUGACCUCAGAAGACGCAAAGGACAAGUCGCACAUGACUCACUGAGCAGGUGGCCAAAGGUGAAGAACACGAUCGCAGACGUUUUCUACGCUGUGCGGAAAAGUGCGCACCUCGCAGCUCUCGCUGUACACAAGGUGUAAAAAGGGGCUGAAAAAGGGAAGAAAAAAAAUAAAAAGGUGCGUAUUGAUCGAGACAACUUCCAGCUUGUUGUUUGACCGUCAGUGCGGGGACGCUCGCUGCAUCUUUGGACGAAGUAAGACAAUCGGAGAGAGGACGAAGUUGAAUGUAAAAAAAGGCGCCUUUAGGUAAAGAUGGAUGUGCUUCACCACAGUGUCCUGCGUCCCGUUUCCCCCCCCCCCCCCCCGUCACGGGGUCAGAGGGGAAGUUCCUCUGGGACUCGAAUGUUUCCCGGAGGUCGUCGGGAAUCCGGAGCUCAGUCACAUCCGGUUUCUCUCAAAAGACUUUGUUGUGUCAAAACACUUGCCCCAAUUAACAGGAGGACCUGUCACCUUAUAGACGUCAACGUACACUGCGUAACAGGUUUUUGUAAACGAUGUGUAUAUUUUUAUACUUUCAUCCAUCCUCAAAUGGAGAGAGGAUAUAUGCCCUAAAAGAGGGUCUGUCCACUGUAAAAAAUGUGAAGACCCAGGAUGGAAAUGGGGCGCUCUACGUGCAGAGUGUCCAGGUAACUGUGGGGCAGCGUGGACGGUGACCAGGAGGCCCAUGUGGACUGGAAAGGUCUCCUCCUGGUGCACUGGUGUGGUCUCCCUGGUGUGAAAUGACCAAUUAUUCUCUCAAACUGUCAGCACCCCGAGGAGAUCGCAUGUCGGCGAGUGGAUUUGAAAGAGGAGGAAGUAACUAGAAACACACACACACACACACUUGUUCUCUCUCUCUCUCUCUCUCUCGUCACUGUUCUGGUCAUUCGAUAUCCUUUUGCUUUAUGGCGUCAGUGGUGUCUGCAACAGUUUCUAAAUAUUUUUGUGAAAUUCUUUGUACAAAAAGUGACAAUAAAAAAUAACUUUAAAUUUAAA
Molecule: messenger RNA, 6250 nt
Organism: Pungitius pungitius (ninespine stickleback)
Lineage: Eukaryota; Metazoa; Chordata; Actinopteri; Perciformes; Gasterosteidae
Gene: per1b
Product: period circadian clock 1b
Exons: 20
Coding region: 1197-5261 (1354 amino acids)
Biological process (GO): negative regulation of transcription by RNA polymerase II; entrainment of circadian clock by photoperiod; circadian regulation of gene expression
Cellular component (GO): nucleus; cytoplasm
Molecular function (GO): transcription corepressor binding; transcription cis-regulatory region binding
Source: RefSeq, a predicted model, not a curated record